AUGCCUAUUAUCGUGUGCACCAACCACCUGCUGUCCUUCCCUUCCCUACCAACAACUUCGACAGCAGAUGAUGAGGGAUUCACAGAGUACUUGUACAAGAUCUUGGUAGUUGGUGACAUUGGCACUGGCAAGACCUCGAUCAUCAAGCGUUUCGUUCACAACAUCUUCUCCAUGCAUUACAAAUCAACUAUUGGAGUAGACUUUGCCCUGAAGGUGAUCAACUGGGACCCAAAGACAGAGGUGAGACUGCAGUUGUGGGAUAUCGCUGGUCAAGAGCGUUUCGGAAGCAUGACCAGAGUAUACUAUAAGGAGGCUGUCGGUGCCCUCAUCACUUUCGACGUCACUCGUGCCAGCACUUUCGAGGCCGUCGCCAAGUGGAAGGCUGACAUUGACUCCAAGGUCACCAUCGGUCCUGAUGAGAGACCAAUCCCAGUCGUUCUUUUGGCCAACAAGUGCGAUCUAGGAAAGGAAGGAUUUAUUAAGACUGCCAACGAGAUGGAUAAAUAUUGCAAGGAUAACGGAUUCAUUGGCUGGUUCGAGACUAGUGCCAAGGAGAACUUGAACAUUGAAAAGGCCUCUCGCUUCUUGGUCGAGCACAUUCUCAAGAUGGACAUCAGAAGAAAUCAACCACCAACAGAGGAUAAGGGGAAGAUAGACCUCUCCGACAAAACAACGCCACCUACCAGCGGUGGAUGCUGUAAUAAAUAA
Molecule: messenger RNA, 708 nt
Organism: Acytostelium subglobosum LB1
Lineage: Eukaryota; Evosea; Eumycetozoa; Acytosteliales; Acytosteliaceae
Exons: 4
Coding region: 1-708 (235 amino acids)
Biological process (GO): vesicle-mediated transport
Cellular component (GO): trans-Golgi network; vesicle; Golgi apparatus
Molecular function (GO): GTPase activity; GTP binding
Source: RefSeq, a predicted model, not a curated record